Molecule: messenger RNA, 2481 nt
Organism: Heterostelium album PN500
Lineage: Eukaryota; Evosea; Eumycetozoa; Acytosteliales; Acytosteliaceae
Product: FNIP repeat-containing protein
Exons: 6
Coding region: 1-2481 (826 amino acids)
Source: RefSeq, a predicted model, not a curated record
AUGAAUGACGAUAUCAAUUAUAACAAUAAUUUGUUAAAGUUACCAUUUAUUUUGUUUAAGAAAAUAUUAUCAUAUUUAGAUGAUAAUAUCGAUAAGAUCGUAUUUUCAUUGGUGUCUAAAAAGUUAUAUGACAAUAGAAAUAGUUUUCUAUAUAUUCCUUUAAACAUUACCGAUAAGACAACAAGAUGUAUGAUAAAGAAUCUUAAAUUAAGAUCAUUUGUAAAUCAAAUAGAAUCAUAUGAUCAUCAAGAUGAUAGUUUUCACAAAAUAAAAACAAUAAUAGCUGUUCAUCAAGAGACUUUUUUUGGAUUUCCAAAAGUAUUCUCAAGUUAUAUUUUAAAAGAUAAACUAGAAAAAUUAAAGGAAUCUGAUAUCAGUGAUGAUAUCGAAGAGUUAUUCUUCACAUGUAACUUCUAUUCACUACUUAGGAUUCCGGCUAUCAAAAGGAUCAAGUCACUAAGUGUUUCAUUGACUGCACCAAUCAAUUAUGCUAUCCCAAACAAUAUCACAUCACUAUGUCUUGUUUUUUAUGAUAGUCCCGAAUCUUUUGGAGAGAAUGCAGCAUUACCAUCACAACUUGAAUCACUUACACUCUUUUCACACCGUAUGCACCGCUUUGAAAAAGGAUUCUUUCCUUUGACUCUCAAGAAGCUACGAUUAGUUGAUUCAGCACCAAAGUUUGAGUAUGGAGUGUUACCACAAGGUCUAAAGUCGUUAAUGAUCGAAUACACAUCAUACGACCAGCCUAUCGCCAAAGGUGUACUUCCGAGUUCAUUGAAAUCAAUAGGUUUGGGAUCAUACUCUAGAAAACUAGUUUUCUACAACCCAACAGAUAUCAAUGAUGAUAGAACUUCCACCGAUUUAGAAUACACCUAUAUUCCAAAUACCAUUAGAAUGUUGAUGAUUGGUUCACCACAAGACAGAGACAAGAAAACUCUUGAUUUAGAAUUGCCAAGCUCUCUGAAGAAGUUUGAACUUGGUAAAUCGUUCAACCAAAAACUUGGCAAGUUUGUUGUUCCCAACACUCUCACUAGACUGAGGCUAAUAAGAUCGGAUCAAUUAGAGCGGAUACCAGCGACUAUCGAUUUUCUAUGUUUAAAGUAUAUAAACUUGGAGAUCGCGAGUAUGGAAAACAUUGGAGAUGGCAGCUUCAUCAAAAUUGGUCUAGGUUUUAUUAAUAAUAUACUUGGUGGCCAAACAAAAGUUGGUUUCAAUUGGAUCGGACCAUCGAUAAACACAUUAAUGAUUCCACUUGAAAGUAAUCUUAAAAAAGACAUAGUAAUACUAGAAAUGAAUGACGAUAUCAAUAAUAACAAUAAUUUGUUAAAGUUACCAUUUAUUUUGUUUAAGAAAAUAUUAUCAUAUUUAGAUGAUAAUAUCGAUAAGAUCACAACAAGAUGUAUGAUAAAGAAUCUUAAAUUAAGAUCAUUUGUAAAUCAAAUAGAAUCAUAUGAUCAUCAAGAUGAUGCUUAUCACAAAAUAAAAACGAUCAUAUCAGUUAGUCAACAUGAUUUUGUUAUAGUUCCAAAAGUAUUCUCAAGUUAUAUUGGAAAUGAUAAAUUAGAACAAUUAAUGGAAUCUGAUAUCAGUGAUGAUAUCGAAGAGAUAAUCGUAGAAAAUCAAUUCAGUUCAAUACUUAAGAUUCCAGCUAUCAAUAGGAUCAAGUCAUUAAGUGUGUCUCUGAGUGAUGCAAUCAAUUACGCCAUCCCAAACAAUAUCACAUCUCUAUCUCUUUAUUUUUACAAUAGUGACGAAUCUUUUGGAGAGAAUACAGCAUUACCAUCACAACUUGAAUCACUUACAAUCUUUUCACGCCGCAUACCCAGGUUUAAAAAAGGAUUCUUUCCUUUGACUCUAAAGAAAUUGCGAUUGGCUAGUUCAGCACCAAAGUUUGAUAUUGGAGUGUUACCAGAAGGUCUAGAAUCUUUAAAGAUUGAAUACAAAACAUACAACCAACCUAUCGCCAGAGGUGUACUUCCGAGUUCAUUGAAAUCAAUAGGAUUAGAAUCAUACUCUGGAAGAUUAGUUUUCUACAACCCAACAGAAAUCAAUGAUGAUAGAACUUCCACCGAUUUAGAAGACACCUAUAUUUCAAAUACCAUUAGAAGGUUGAUGAUUGGUACAACAAUAAGCUACUACAAAACCCUCGAUUUAGAAUUGCCGUGCUCUCUGAAGAAGUUUGAACUCGGUACAUUCAAUCAAAAACUUGGCAAGUUUGUUGUUCCCAAUACUCUCACACAGCUAAAGUUAAUAAGAUCGGAUCAAUUAGAACGAAUACCGGCGACUAUCAAUUUUCUAUGUUUAAAGUAUAUAUACUUGGAGAUCACGAGUAUGGAAAUCAAAUCACAAAAGUCUGGUCUUGCAAAUUUGGCGAUAGGUUUUAUUAAUAAUAUACUUGGACAAGAUAAAGCUGGUUUCAAAUGGAUAGGACCAGCGAUAAAGACAUUAAAGAUCCCAUUUGCUGGUAUGACAAAAGGUUGA